AUGGAUGGUGGCGAAAGUAACUGCACAGUUGCACAGGAUGUGGCUGCUACAAGUUUGUCAACGGGAAGUGUCGAAGAUUAUGAUAAGUUAUUCACCCAAUCUUCUGUUGAUCUAUCCAACAAACAGUUAGAAAAAUUGCCAAAUUCACGUCAAAAUUAUCCAAAGAUGAAUGUUAGUUUUAAUAUGUUGGAGCGAUUUUCGAGCUUUCUGCCUCUUGCUAAUACUUUGAAACAUCUUGACAUUUCGCACAAUUCUUUGAGCAAUUGUGAUAAUUUGGUAGCGUUAAUAGAACUACUCUGGCUUGAUGCAGCUUAUAAUCAUAUCCAGGCUCUUCCACUGCUGGAUCGACUUACACAUUUAACUUACUUGAACAUUUCAAAUAAUCGACUCAGUGUUUUACCGAAUCUGAGCAAAUUAGCUGUCUUAAAAACUCUCAAUUUAAAUGAUAAUGAAAUUAGCACACUAGACGAACUUCAUCGAACAAUGCCACAGUACUUGCAAGAUCUCGAUAUCGGUGCUAAUGUGAUCACAGAUUUACGAGAGGCUCAAUACUUAUUAUGUCUAAAGAACAUACGAUCUAUAGUAUUUGCGGGAAAUCCUUGUGUUCGUUUGAAAGAUCGCACUUUUUGCUAUCGUCCAUACCUUUAUUGUUGUUGUCUCGAACAACUACAAAUUGUUGACGGAAAGGAACUUAGUGAAACUGAAAUCAUUAAAGGUGAAGAAUUGCAUACUCAUGCAAAAAUACGGCGUAUGGAAACACAUGCUCAAUUGUGUGCUUAUCUAGAAAAGGAGUGUCCAGAAGAUUGUCACCAUUCAUUUUCAUCAGAUGACAGUCGUUUGAUGAAGAUUUUGAAGAAAAGACGUGAGUACACGUCACGAUUUAAAGAUGAUACGACGAGUGAGGAAUCAACGGCAACAACCCUUUCACCGUACAGGGAAUGGCUUUCCAAAUCAGCCUCUUCUCUAUCGAAUCCUUUCGAAUAUAACAGUUGUACUACGGAGCAGAAGGAAAAUUAUGCGCCUUUGAUUGAUACUAAUGAUUUAUCAUCUCUGUCAGCAAGAAUCAGCACACCUCCAACAUCUGCGAAUUCUAAUAUUUCGUCUUCAACAGUUACUUUAUCGGCUCCAUCAGUUUCAUCUUCCACUCCAGUGAGAACUCGCAUUCAGAGAAGGCUACAAGGUAAAUCAGUUCAAGUUCACAAAAAUCCAGUCAUAACAAGUAAUACACCGAGAAAAGGCAGCAUUUUUGAGCAGUCUAAUUGGAGUGAGAGACGGCAAAAAUCAUUGGUGAGAAACAUUAUCAGAGAUCCACCCAAUAGGAUAAAGGUUUCUGCUGUUUCCGAAUUGGUUACAAAGAAUCGGAGUUAUCGCUUUAGAUCCACAGAAAAUUCUAAUGAAAUUUCGUUUGUGAGUGCCCGCAAAGUUCGAAGAUAUAGUGAAAAGGAGAAGAAAUCCGCUUUACUUAUUCAAUCAUGGUGGAGAGGUAUAAAGGUCCGACAAAUGUAUCGAGUACCUUUUCUCCAAAGGCGUAUUCAGCGCUUUGAAACGCUGCUCAAAGAAAAGUCAAACAUAAUCUUGAAGUUGCAAGAGGAGUUUUCUAAUUUAGAAUCUAAUAUUGAAACAAUCAUAGCUGAAAACGAACAGCAGGCUUUGAAGAUUGCAGAAAUGCAACAAUUCAUGACGCAAAUUGCUGAAACAUGUAAUGAGCGUCAGAAACAGUUCAUGAAUAAAUUGUUACCAGUUCCCGACGAAUUACAGUACGUACGAAAAUCGGAAACUGAAGUAUUACUGCAGUGGCAGAAUCGUCAGCGUCCGCAAAAACCGACAAGAUAUUUGGUAACUGUAAACGGUAAUCCAUGCGGAACAGUCAGAGGUAUCCAUAAAAAGGCUCUUGUCACAGAUUUAGACCCAACAAAAGAAUCUAUUGUAAGAAUGCAGUGUGUCUUCAAUGAGUUUAGUGGAGAUCUCUCGGAAUGUUUGGUCAUUCCUUCACACAAGCAGGAAGCAAGUUCUGUCAGUGAGGAUGAAAUGGAGCCUCUUCCAAAGCAAGCUGGAUUUAAUUUGGAUUAA
Molecule: messenger RNA, 2070 nt
Organism: Acanthocheilonema viteae
Lineage: Eukaryota; Metazoa; Nematoda; Chromadorea; Rhabditida; Onchocercidae
Source: the annotation of a GenBank genome assembly